CCACUCUGAGCGCUAAAGGACUGGUGCGAGAGCUGCGGGGUGUUUAUACCCACACGUGACAAAGCUAUGCAAAAUCCAGGACCUGAGGUGUUUUUAUGCCGGUUGGAGGACUUGACCGUCUACGAAAUCCGCAAGGCUUUCAAAGUCCAACGGUCGUUCGACUUGACCAACGCCACCCGGAGUGACCGCUGUCUCUUCUCACGUUUUCACGACAAGCCAUGUCUAACGACAAAUGGGACCCGAAUGCUGUCAAGUACCAACUGCGGCUCACUGGACAACGACUUGGGCAACUUCAGGAAAGAAAUGACUCUAAAUCCAGCAUUACUCGACGGGACAUUGCCACUUUAUUACAGCAAGGCAACAUUGUUCUCGCCCGGGCAAAGGCACAGAAGCUCAUCGAAGAGGAUGCGGCGGGUGACGUGCUUGAGAUGUUAGCAAUGUAUUCGAGUCUUUUGUUGGAGCAUUUCCAGGAAUUAGAACACAACAAUUCACCCAGUCCAGUCAUAGUCGAAGCAGCUUCGACCAUCAUCUUCUCUGCGCCCUAUGUGGAUUCCAAAGAUGUUCACAUUGUCCGGGAUUUCCUUGUUCAACGUCUGGGCCAUGAUUUUGCACGUUCCGCUACGACCAAUCGCGAUAAUUACGUGUCGCCUCGUGUUUUGAAAUCCCUUUCUUCUCCCCCACCAACCUCUGCAAACCUUGAUAUGUAUCUAACGACAAUUGCUAAAAUGUUUGGCGUCACAUGGACGCCAGAACCUCCCAGGCAGGAUAUAUUAAAUGAACUGUCUGAGAUUUUGGCUUCUGAUUCUUCUCCUCUUGUGGAUAUUCCUCGGUUGAGGAAAUUGUGUUCUCGAGGUAUACCCGACCAGCCGCCGUGGCUGCGCCCGCGGAUAUGGAAGCUCUUCUUUGGCAUCCUUCCUGUUUUGAAAUCGUCAUGGAGCAAGGAAAUAGGCAACCAACGCAAGAGUUAUUAUGAUUUAGUCCGUCGGCUGCUGGAACCAUUGAAUGUACCCGAGCCUCCUACAACGCCACUUUCUGUCCUGGAUACAGCUUUGGAGAAUGUUUCCAAACAAUUAUCUCGCGUUCCCCCAGACCUUUUUGCCUGUCUUGUGGACGAGCCGGAAUCUUCUCCGUUAUGUCCAUUGGACGAUCUUUGUCCCGAAGAAACAAGAAUAUUCUGUGCGAGCAAUCUGGAUCGCCGAUUGGAAGCGAUCAAAGCUGUUCAAUCUCCCUCAGCCUCAAUAGGCAUUCCUGAGAUUCGUCUUGAAUCCGAAACGGAGCCGGCUAUAAACGAGGAUUCCCCGCAAGGAACCUUUUCAACACGGCGGUCAAAUAUACCUCCCACCUUGUUCGUAUCGAAGUCGUUGAGUGGAGGGAAGGCCCAUCCAAAACACAUGUCAGCUCUAUAUCGCCUUCUUUACAUACAUUCCGCCAUUAACCCCGGAAAUUUAUCCCCCCACAUUCCAAACUUACUCGUUCCUCUAUAUUCUGUCCUCAUACAAGAGAUCGAACCGGAAGACAUCGCUCAUGCUGAGGCAGACACAUUUUGGCUUUUUGAAGCCGUUGUUGCAGAAUUCUCUGAGCUGGAAGACGAAGACGGGAGCACCGUAUGGAUGAAGAAAUUUGGAGAGCGAUUAGCAUGGGCAGAUUCAGAUCUCCACUACAGCCUGGAAAGCAAAGGAUUAAGUCCUGCCUUGCCUCAUUUCUCGUAUCGAUGGCUUGCCCCACUCUUGACUCAGACACUAUCCUACAACUCAGUUCUCGUUGCGUGGGAUGGUAUAUUUUCCCGUCAGGCCCGACAACGAGAUGCUAGUCCCAGACUCGAGUUCCUCAUUGAUAUGUGCACUGCGAUGCUCAUUCGCGCACGAGUUGCCUUAUUUCGAUUGGGAAAGAGCGGUCACCGAUCUCCAGGUCUGUGGGCACAGGAAGUGGAAACUGUACCGCCGCCUUCUCCGCUACAUCCCUGGGAACUGGGUGAUGCCUUUGUCGAGGGAAUGACACUGCUGCAACAUUAUCCGGUUGUGUCUGCGGGUGGGAUUGACACCAUAAUGCAAGCCGCUUUCGACCUGUUGCACAGACGGGAAGAGGAGUCAAAAGCCGCGAAGGAUGACCAACUCAGUCUAGGCGCUCGUAUCAGAGUAACGAUGUGGAAGGGCUUUACGAAUCAAAUACCGUCUCCGGAAAGGUCGCCCGAUGCGUCAGACAGCGACGAAGAGCCAUUGCAUGACGAUGGCAAUGAGACAGAGAGACCCACCGAAGACCUCAAUCCUGGUAUUACAUCUCGCUUGGCUUCUACGGUAUGGAAAGGUAUCACAAAUCAAUCAGCAAUGGAGCCACCGCCGUCACCAAUCUCUCCUGCGACUGUCCCUCCAUCUCCACUGCCGACCUCAGCUUCUCUUUCGCCUGCAACAGCAGAGGAAAAAGCACCUUCGACGUCGUAUGUCCCUGCAUCUACGCGGUUAUGGGGUUAUGCCGAAAAAUUGAAGGAUUCGGAUGCUGCUGCUGCGCUUGCAAAGGUCAGCACAAACUGGCGAGCCAAGGCUUUAGCAGGUUCUUGGGGCACUCGAAAGGAAGCACCCAGUGCUGUUGCAGAGCACACAUCUCCACGUUCUCAGGAAGGCGGGUCCCCUAAGAACGUUGAAGGACCACGACGUGGUUCUUUGCCUGGCCCGGACCGUUCAGGUGUAUAUUCACCACCCACCCGACCAGCUUAUUUCCGUCCACCGCGUGACAGUACCAUCUUUCCGGAAGGACAUCAGGCUACACUUUCCGCUCCCAACAGUCCAGCCCGUGAACCCACGCCUGAGGGCACACCCUCUUUGAUAGACAGAACGAAGAAUCUUCAAGCGUCGCUGUCUUCCUUGACUCGUGGUCAGCCGACGCGAAAAACUGGGCCGCGCCCGUUACUUCUCAAUUCCUCUUCUCUAAUCACUAGUCGAAAUAGCAACCGUCCGCCUUCAGUCCCUUCUCAGCCUGGAGCUGAUGAAUGGAGUGACGUUCGGAGAACAAAAGGACAGCGCGCGAUCCACAGAGAAUCCCAGUCCUCGGUUUCUUCUCUCUCAGCGUCAGAUGCUCUUCUGAGAGCUACUCGUUCAGACAAUGAUUCUGACACAGGAGGCUCCAGUAGACGGAUUCCUUUGAACCGGAGAUCUGUGUCUCCUAUGGCUCCAACAUUCAGAGUUUCGUCUUCACGGCAGGCUUCAGUUUCAUCAGCGACAGCUUCACCAGACCGAAACAUACAAGCGCUUUCUUUUAGUUCUCAGGGAGACAUCGUACUCAAACCCGGCGAUGCCAAUGGCUGGGGUCGAAUCGAUUCAGCCGAUUCACCUCCUUUGUCCUCACCUCCGCCCCCCAAAACACCUAUCAGUGUUUCACUUCAUGACAACGGGCCAAGUGUCACCGACCCUUCUGCCCCCGAUGAUCCCUUCGACAUCAUUCCGCUCGAACCUCCGCCCCAACCGAAAAAGCUCGUUCGAAAGAAGACCCCUCCUCCCACUAACUAUGCAGACGACACAUCCGAUUCGUCAAUCGCAGGUGCGCCUUCACAAAACUCAAGAGUUCGCUCUCGACGACGACAGCCAUCUCGUCCUCCACCUCUCCGUAUUCGCGAUGCCACCCGCAGCCAAAGCCAGCCAGAUCAAGGAGGUUCGUUGAGCGUAGAGUGGCCUGAACAGGAAACUGUCUACACUCCGAAGGCGUCGAGCUUCGAAGGGGAUGACAUUCCAUCAACAAAGGUUCGAAGACCACGAAAGGCCUCUUCAGAUGGAAAUGGGGACAGCAACGAAGCCGCAAGGACGAGGAAGAUCUCUACAGAAUCUCGCACUAGAAAGGUGUCAACUGAUACUGCCAGGGCGGCGAGACGAACGAGAGAUAGUGCUGCCGAAGAAGGGGACGAUGAGGGCUACGAUGACCUCCUUAGUGCCUAUGAAAGUGAAGAGGGUGCUCACCUCGCCUGAUUAUUGAUGUCUGGGACAUCGUUUGGACAGCUUUUUUGAGUUCCCUACUUUUUAAAAAGCAUUGUUAUACCCAGGUAUAAAUACGUCGGUCUAAUUUAUGCACGCAUUUGAUAACACAUCAUGAACACCUUUGUAAAUCUCCAGGAGGACGGGGAAUCGUGGCAAAAUAUUCUAGCAAAAGAUCAGCACUGGAGUAAAGCAAUUCGUAGAUAAUUGUGGCUGACCUCGAAAGCGACUGCCAGAGACGUGGCUCCGGACCCGUCUUGAACAAUCGCAGCAAGGUAAUAGCGUACAUUCCAGCCAUAAAGACCCUCGUUGAUGACCACAUCACGAAGAAUAGACAGAGGAAUGAAUCGCCGAGUAACAUUUAGAGUCAAAGUCUCGAAUCCGAACCGCGUUUCGAGUUGUACACCAUGUGGAGGAAUGACAAUGAUGGAUUC
Messenger RNA from Desarmillaria tabescens, 4393 nucleotides. Its product is annotated as regulator of Vps4 activity in the MVB pathway-domain-containing protein. The coding region runs from base 219 to 3953 and encodes 1244 amino acids. The transcript has 12 exons. Lineage: Eukaryota; Fungi; Basidiomycota; Agaricomycetes; Agaricales; Physalacriaceae. The record is from RefSeq and is a predicted model, not a curated record. Gene Ontology annotation, biological process: protein transport.